GCUCAGGGCUGACAGCAUGCGGGGAGGGGUAACUGGCCCCGCCCCGCCCCCGCCAGCCUGAGGGCCAGGCGGCCACGCCGGGCAGGCCUCCCAUGGCGCCGAAGAAGGCGCCGCCCCCGCCAGAGCCGGCGCCAGCGGCCGAGGUGGAGGGGGAGGCGGAGGCGGCCCCAGAGGAGCCGCCGCCGAAGGAGCCGCCGCAAGACCCGCGCCGCGGCUCGAUCGGCCACCUGCUCAAAGACGCCUUCCAGGACCUGUACCAGCCGCCAGCAGCUGCUGGGGAGGCUCGACGCCCGUCCGAGGACGAGCAGGGUGCAGGCGGCGGCUCGGCGGCGGCAGCGCGGGCUGCGGCGGAGGCCCGCGCGGCUGAGGCGGUGGACACGAGGGCGGAGGACGAGGAGAUAGCCUCGAUCCACACGCAGCUCGAGGCCGAGCGCGCGAGGAUAGAGGCCUUCGGCGAGCAGCUCAGGUCCAAGGGGCAGGAGGCCCCCGGGUGAAGACCAUCGGAAAAUUAACCAUCGCAUGCAUCUAAAGGUUUGGAGCUCCACGCGGAUUUCUUGGAUCGGCGCUUUGCGCCCCUCGGU
This is a messenger RNA of Prorocentrum cordatum, 581 nucleotides long. NCBI's taxonomy places the organism in Eukaryota, Dinophyceae, Prorocentrales, Prorocentraceae. The record is from the annotation of a GenBank genome assembly.